Messenger RNA from Galleria mellonella (greater wax moth), 3318 nucleotides. RefSeq names its product atrial natriuretic peptide receptor 2-like. Bases 18 to 1379 code for a protein of 453 amino acids. The transcript is spliced from 9 exons. Gene Ontology annotation, molecular function: peptide receptor activity; guanylate cyclase activity. Lineage: Eukaryota; Metazoa; Arthropoda; Insecta; Lepidoptera; Pyralidae. The record is from RefSeq and is a predicted model, not a curated record. Gene Ontology annotation, biological process: intracellular signal transduction; receptor guanylyl cyclase signaling pathway; cGMP biosynthetic process.
AUGUAAAAUCACUGAACAUGUUCAGGAGGUUAUCAGUAUACAAAGAAAUAAAUUCAGUUUUGUUAUUAUACAUAAUGAAGAGUAUGAAAUCGGUUACAUUGGGAUUGUGGCGCCAAAUUUCGUCUUAUUACGAACUACUUAAGACCAUGGAAGGUCUCUCCUUGACUAUCAUGACGGCUGUUCAUCUCACCAAUGUGGAACCGGAUCAAUAUUCCCUGGCCACCUUCCAGAACUACCACAUGUCGAUGCUGGAGCAUUUACAGACUACACUACAGUACCUUCAAUUGGAGAAAAUGGUUGAAGAUAUUCAUAUUUUGGAACAAAUUCUAAAUACCUAUCAAAUAUCAAAUAUCCCCUCGUUGAUGGAAAAUGGGAUGCCGUUUACAAAGGAUGAACUGAUUCUAUAUACAAAGAAGUUACACCAGCACAUGCAUUCACUGAAAAAUGUGCAGUUGCGUCUUUGGGCUGCUGUCAAAGCUACAGCAAGGCAAGAUGUAUGGAGUGCGAGACAAACGCUCGCCGUCGGGAUCGUCAUAUUCAUCAUAGUACUGCUAGCUUCUCCCGUCUUGGUUCUGCUUUUGCGUCAUAUAGUACAGACUAUAGAGACUUUCGCUCGCUCGAUCGACACAAGCACACAGAAGCUUAUGGCAGAGAAACAAAAGAGCGACCUUCUUCUGUCGCGGAUGCUACCACUGCCAGUACUUCGGCGACUGCGAGCUCAGAGAACGGUCCCAGCGGAGGCCUUCGACGCGGUCACCAUAUUCUUCAGCGAUAUCGUGGGUUUCACAAAUAUUUCCGCCACCAGCACGCCCAUGGAAGUUAUCAAUAUGCUCAACAUGUUAUAUAAGUUAUUUGACGAGAAAAUAAUGCAAUACAACGUGUAUAAAGUAGAGACGAUUGGAGACGCAUACAUGGUGGUCUCUGGACUGCCACAGAGAAAUGGCAACCGCCAUGCUUCUGAAAUAGCUGACAUGUCAUUGUCGCUGAUGAGGAGUUUAGAGGGCGCUAAAGUGCCACACAGGCCGCAAGAACUUUUAAGGGUCCGUGCUGGAGUGAACACGGGACCAUGCGUGGCUGGAGUCGUUGGGACUACAAUGCCCAGAUAUUGCCUGUUUGGAGAUACUAUAAAUACUGCUAGCAGGAUGGAAAGUACUGGAGAACCAAUGAAAAUUCACAUAUCGUAUACGACGAAGAAGGCAUUGGACGAAAUUGGCAACUACGAGAUUGAACCACGGGGCAAGCUAGACGUGGCUGGCAAAGGCAGUAUGGAGACGUUUUGGUUGGUGGGCAAAGUGGGCGGCAUGCAGGACGAGAGCCCGCGUUGUUUGCGUCUACACGACUACGACCAGAACCUUCUUGAGUUAAUAAUAAAGUCGUGAAUCGUUUGACCAAAGUUUUUAGAAAUGAUACAAGAAUUAUUGUAAUUCCCUCAAUUUGUCGUACCUUUGUGUCACGUAUCACGGAGGCAACUGAUCGAGCAAAUUAAGCAGUGAUUAGAUGUUCAGAACACGAUCUCCGACACGAUUGUAAUGUAAAUAACUACAUAUAAGCGGCAUAGUGGAAAAAUGCAAAUCGGCACAAGAAUGAAGUGUUUUGUAUUGAUUCUGUAACCAAAUUUGUAAAAAAAUUGUUUAGAUUUCGUAUAACUCCGGAAUUUAACAAUAUAGGCUUAAGAAAGAGGAUUAAGUGUCGCUUAUUUUUUUUUACGACUUUAAACCCUUCUUUACAUGAUUUGUUUAAAAAGUAUAUAAUUACUCCUAUACACUUGGUAAUAAACAUAAUUUAUUUAAUUACAGAUAAGUAAUUAAAAAAUAAAAAAAAAUAUAUAUUUAAAGAUAAAAAAUUUCUUUGAGGUCACUGCCAGCUGGUAGGGUGCCUAGGAUACUUGCUGCAUUUCCACGCUAAAUAGCAAUGGAAAUGCGUUGACCAAAGUAUAGGCCAGUCUUCUGGUCACCAGAGGUUUCCACCAGCUGGCGUGAAAUCUCUUUGAAAAGAUUCAUGGCCUCGGGACCCCACGGACGCAGAGUUUCAACUCCAAACGCCGCAAAUAUAUAUCCAUUUCCAUCUUUGAUUUGUUUUAUUGGUGAAAUAAAUCAAGGUUUCAAAAUUAAAGGAAAAAUGGUCAAAAAAAUAAAUUUGACAGCUAUGUUUUUUUUUUCAUUAAAAAGGUAUCCAGACACGAUCAACUUAAAGUGAACUUGUUCUUUUAUAUAAUUUUUGGGCAUUCAAUGUUAUGAUGGAAAUUUCCAACAUUAUGCAAAGAAGGGUUAAAAGAUGUGUGAAAGAUCAAAUUGUUUACGUAGAACGUAUACUUAUGGGCCCUUGUUGUGAAUUAAUUAGUGAGGUGUAUGAUUUAUAGAAUUAAAUGUUUUAAGAUUUUAAUAGAUGUAUAAAUAUCGGGAUCAAAGUCAAGGUCUAGUUUAGGUGCAUGUAAAAUGUAAGCGAAUGUGUAUUCUACAUAUAUUUUUGAUGCAAAAUGUCUAUUCUAUUAAUACGUAUCUCUAUUUGUCGAUAUCAUUAUUCUAAACAUAAGUACAGAUUUAUCUAUAAAUCAUGUGAGUUUCACAAUAAAAAAAUAUUUCCAAUCAACUAUUUAUUACAUCAGAUAUAUGUAUAUUAAUGCAUCUAUUGUAUAACAUUAUAUAUAUCGUAACUGGCUUUUAACUACAACAGAAUAUCAAUGUUUUGCUUUGAAGCAAUAAACUGUUUUUGACCAUUUUGCGUUACUGUGACACAUACACACACACUCACACACGAGAGCAAAAAUUAUGUCACUUAUUUUAUGUAUUUUCCAUUUUUUGCGUAUAUUGUUAUUUGUGUGCUGUAAGUAAUGCAAAUAAAUUAUCUAUUUAUGAAGAUUUAUUAAAACAGUUAUUGCCAGUGCAAUAACUGUUUUAAUAAAUAACGAUUCAGUAAUCGUGUUAGACUAAACAAAAAGGAAUCGUUGAAUUUGUUGCUAAGUGCCAAUCUCGGGAAGAGCAACAAUAAAAUAAAAAAUGCUUUUAUUUCUUUUUAAAUACUCAUUGAAAUCCGAGGACGGUACUUAUGAAUAGAAGAACUGAUAAAUUAUUGGCCGGAAAAAAAUUACAUUUUUCUUUUUACACUAUAGACUGUCAACGGGUCGAGUCAGCUAGUUUUUAUAAUAGUUAUUAUACAUUGUAGUACUCGCAUGAUAUCUCUAAUUCCAAAAUAUAUCUAUUUUUAUAUUAUCCUCAUAAGGAUUUCUAUGUUACAUUAUUCACUUGAGCUGUAUCCAGGAAUUCAACGAAAUAAAACUCUGUAUUUUACUAUACUUUACUAUUGUUAUGUAUGAGAUGU